UAAUUUAACAGAACAUAAUUUUUUUUACCAUGAUGUAUUCCGUGGGCCAAAUCAUGUAAAAGACUGGUGAAAUCAAUACCCAAGCGGUGGCGCUACAUUUGAGUGACGUCAUGAUACUACUGCAACAUGACUGGAACAGACGAAGAGGAAGAGAAAAUCCAUUGCGUUGAUUGCGUGACUGCGGACGUUGAUUCAAGGAGCAGAAGCAGUACCGCUCGUUCCAACCCUGUUUACAUUGAUAUCUCAGGUGAAAAACAACACAUAACUGCCCAAAUAUCUGCGGCCAUGGAGUCGCAUGGCAAAGAGGAACUCAAGGGACCCGUGUUGCAUAUCGUGGUGGUCGGAUUUCACCACAAGAAAGGCUGUCAGGUGGAAUACUCCUACCCGCCACUCAUCCCUGAGGAGGGCCAUGACAGCAGCAACUUGCCCGAGGAGUGGAAGUACCUGCCUUUCCUAGCCCUGCCUGACGGGGCACACAACUACCAAGAAGACACUGUGUACUUUCACCUCCCUCCUUUCAGUGGAGCAGAUAUGAAGUGUGUGUAUGGAGUCUCCUGCUAUCGCCAAAUAGAGGCUAAGUCCCUGAAGGUCCGACUGGCUGACGUCACCAGGGAGACGGUCCAGAAGAGCGUGUGUGUCCUCAGUCGAGUGCCUCUGUACGGUCUUCUCCAAGCUAAACUACAGCUCAUCACACACGCCUACUUUGAGGAGAAAGACUUCUCACAGAUAUCUAUAUUGAAAGAGUUGUAUGAACACAUGAACGGUUCUCUGAGAGGAACGGCUCUGGAGGGAUCACAAGUGUUCCUGGGUAAAAUUGUCCUGCUAUUCUAUCUGGCUCCAACACUAGGUAUGUCACCAAGAGAUUUAAUACUGCACUUUCGACACAAGGUUCUUAUUCUCUUCAAACUGAUUCUGCUGGAGAAGAAGGUGCUGUUCUACGUAUCUCCAGUCAACAGACUGGUAGAGGCUCUGAUGACUGUACUGUCACUGUUCCCAGGCAUGAUAGAACACGGCCUGGCAGACUCGUCCCACUACCAGCCCAAGAGCAGUGUCUCAGACGACAUCAGCCUGCUGGAGUGUGUGUCGGGGGCUGAGGAGUUUGUCUCUGUCUCUGUCACUGACAUCACCAAUGCUACCCUGGAGCUGGUAGGGGAGGAGGGUUUCGUUGAGAACCAGACUACCACCACCUCCACGGAGGCCUCGCAGCGGACAGCCUCCCCCUCAGACACCUCCACCCCAGCUGUGGCAAGCACAAACCUCAAGCCCCCCUCCCGUACCUCUCCAGACUCGUCAGAGAGCGACUGGGAGACACUGGACCCUAGCGUGCUGGAGGACAUUCCAAAAGACUCUGAGACAGGGGGUUUAGGUUUGGGCGUGGAGCACCCAGAAACGUUUGACCCAGAGCCAGGUGUCCCUAUCACAGUUCAGCCCCAGGGCCAGUCAGCAGGGCAAGGGGGGCAGGUGGCUGUCACUCAGGGCCUAGUGUCAGGCCUGGAGGAGGACCAGUACGGACUGCCACUUGCCAUCUUCACCAAGGGUUACCUGUGCCUGCCCUACAUGGCCUUGCAGCAGCACCACCUGCUGUCAGACGUGACGGUGCGCGGCUUUGUCGCUGGGGCAACCAACAUUCUCUUCCGUCAGCAGAGGCAUCUGAGUGAUGCGAUCGUUGACGUGGAGGAGGCUAAGAUCCAGAUCGGGGACCCAGAGUUGAGGAAGCUGCUGGGCCUGACCACGGCUGACCUGCGUUUCGCCGACUACCUGGUCAAACACGUCACGGAGAAUCGCGAGGACAUCUUUCUGGAUGGGACAGGCUGGGAGGGAGGGGACGAAUGGAUUAGGGCCCAGUUUGGACUUUACGUCCAUUCUCUCCUGUCCUCUACCUUACAAGAAGACAAUGAGAAGUUGCUAGCGGACUGGGGCACGCCCUUCAUCUCAGCCUGGAGGAUCACACACAACUACAGAGUGUGGUUCAGCAACAAACACCCAGCCAUGGCCAAGAUCACCCCGGGCCAUCCGUUCCAAGGGCAGUACAGUGCUGCUGAUCUGAAAUUAAGAUUCUCACACUCGGUGCAGAACAGCGAACGGGGGAAGAAAAUUGGAGCAGCUGUGAUCACCACCAGUCGAAGUGUCGUGCAGACCGGGAAGGCAGUAGGUCAGUCGGUGGGUGGAGUGUUAACCAGUGCUAAGUCAGCCAUGUCGUCCUGGUUCUCUACGUUGGCCCAGCCUGCUAUUUUAGCCACUCCCGCAGCCUCCCCUGAGCCUCAGUCACCUACCGAGCCUUGACCACCUACCUGCUGCCUGCCUCCUAACCUAGCCUUAGCCUCUGUCACAGGCUUUAGCCAACAUGAGUUAAGCCUAGGAGCUGAGGAUACCCUAACCUAACUCCCUCCAACGGUCCUUCCCAGAGUGUCGCUCAAUUCAUCUUUCCUUGAUUCCUCGCAUCCUUUCUCCUGAGCUCCUUCUCAAACCCUAUUGGAGAAGGUCAGAGGGGAGGGAUCUUGGACAGUGACCUCCAAUCCAGUUGAGGCGGCGAGGAGACAAGAUGCGACGUGACACACUCCUCCUCUCCCUUUUCCUUUCAGAACCAGCUAGUUACAGAAGGAACCGGGGUCAGGUGGGCAGGAUAGGUUUUAUUUUAUGAAGGAUUUGUUUCAGGCCUCUGAUGGGAUACCACAAUACAGCAGAGGGAUCCAGGUCUUUGUUUGUAAAUGAUUCCCUAUGUAGUUCACAACUUUUGACCAGGGCCCAUAAGGUACUGGUGAUAAGUAGUGCACUAAGAAUAGAUGCCAUUUAGGAUGUAACCCUGGUCUGCAGUACCCUCUCCCCUCCAUCCCCAGGUUACAACUGCUCCAGCAUGGAGGACAGAUGAGAGGAAUAGCCACUUGUGCUAAACAGACAUAUGCUCAGAGCUUCAGAUUUCAGUGUGUUUUUCUGUGUGGUGGAAGACCUUUUGUGUUUUAUCCAAACUGUACUGAAAGUGUGAAACCAGUGCAUUGCUGGCUGGAAGCUGUGUUACAGUAAAUGAGCAAGUUAUUCUCGGAUUACUGGACAGGACAGACAACCUAUGUGCGUGUCCCAAAUGGAACCCUUACCAUAGUGCACUACUUUUGACCGGUCCCUGGUCUAUAGUAGUGCACUAUAAAGAGAAGAGGGUGCCAUUUGGAACAUAACCUGAAGGAAUGACAAACAGUAUAACAGAACUGCUUUUUAUCUUUUUCCUCAUGUCCGCACUAUACAUGUAAUAGAACUUUUAUAAAGAUGGAGUAUGGGAUAACUCAUUUAUUAGUUGUAUAUAGUUUGUUGGACUUGUACAUAAGUGUUUUCCCUCUCUCGACACGACUGGAACCAAUCUCUACCGUGCAUCUGAAAUGGCACCAUAUUCCCUAUAUAGGUCACUACUUUUGACUAAGGCUCUUUAAACCUAUUCCCUAGAAAGCGCACUACCAAAACAUAGGAAAGAUUAUAUUUCUAUGUACUCUCUUAGCCUAUACUUGUUACUUUGAGAUGAUUAUAGUACUUCCCCCCCAACUGUUUGUAUUGAAGUUGUUGGAUUAGGUUAACAUUUAGAAAAGUGUGUGUAUAUAUAUAUAUUUAGUAGGCAUGAUCUUUGAGCUCUGGGACUGUAUCCACUAAAAGUUGGAGUAAGAGUGCUGAUCUAGGAUCCCAUAUAACCUUAUCAAUUACGAUCUAAAAGGCCAGACUGAUCCUAAAUCAGCACUCGUACUCAGACGUUUAGACAUGGGCCCAGGUCCAGUUUUUAAACUGUAAUAACAUCUUUGCCGGCUGUCUGAACCAUCAUCUCCUGUCUUGACUUUUAAACUAAAGUCUAUGCUUCAUUUGAACUCUGAAAAUCACAAGUCUGUAAUAAUUUUUUUCACCUGACAUUGUUUUGAAAAUAUUCUAAAUUGUAAAGUUAAUUUAUGCUGCAUUAAAUAUGAAAAACAGUC
This is a messenger RNA of Oncorhynchus tshawytscha (Chinook salmon), 3947 nucleotides long. Its product is annotated as AVL9 homolog (S. cerevisiase). The coding region runs from base 127 to 2283 and encodes 718 amino acids. Gene Ontology annotation, cellular component: cytoplasm. The record is from RefSeq and is a predicted model, not a curated record. The transcript is spliced from 16 exons. Lineage: Eukaryota; Metazoa; Chordata; Actinopteri; Salmoniformes; Salmonidae.